Messenger RNA from Zalophus californianus (California sea lion), 3950 nucleotides. RefSeq names its product SPEM family member 3 (gene SPEM3). The record is from RefSeq and is a predicted model, not a curated record. NCBI's taxonomy places the organism in Eukaryota, Metazoa, Chordata, Mammalia, Carnivora, Otariidae. Gene Ontology annotation, cellular component: cytoplasm. Gene Ontology annotation, biological process: sperm individualization; flagellated sperm motility.
CAGGGGGUGCCCAGGUAGUCCUGGGACCCCCGGCCAUGGGUGAGCGAGCCCACCACGGAGCCCAAGUAUGCUCUGGCACCAACCCCAGGAAGUGCCAGGACCUAGGAGACUCAAUCCUUCUGAUUCUGGGCAGCUUCAUCUUGCUCAACGUGGGGAUCAAUGUGGUGACUCUGCUCUGGAGGCACCUGAAGAGCUCCUUGCGGAUUCUUUUCCAUCAUUUUUUCCCCAAAGACAAGCAACCCAGCUGCACAGGUGGCCAUCCCAUGUGCACGCACUGCUCCAUGGACGCCAGGAACCUGUGCUCGAGAGUCUCCUCCCGCUUCCACCGGCGCCCGGGCUCCCCGGUCGGGUACCCUAACCACCUCAACUCCUGGAUACCAGACACGAAUGACGAGAUGGCUUCUGGGUGCUGCUGGAUGCCGCCUCAGUGUGGGCACGCCGGGGCUCCCAUGGACGCUCCCUGGGGACCGUGGAAGGAGGGGGUGAUGGGGGCUGGGGAGGCCCCUCAGGUCACAGCCUUGAAGGCCCGGGCCCGCUUCAACUCCAGGCACGAGGCACCUUCCCAGUUCCCCAGGAUGAGCAAGGUGGACAUGGUUCCCCUCCUCUUGCGCCACGAGAGCAAGACCAACACCCCAGACUAUGACCCAGCCCAUGCCCCGGCCCAGACCCAGACCCACUCCCCAGGCCACACCCCUGAGCACACCACCCCCCUGGCCCAGGCCCAGACCCAGAUGCAGACCUCGUCCCCAGCCCACACCCGUGAGCACAACACCCCCAAGGCCCAGGCCCAGGCCCAGACCCAGACCCAGACCCAGACCCAGGCCUCCCCCCGAGCCCACGCCCCUGAGCCCACCACCUGUCAGGCCCACAGCUCCUCCCUAGCCCACGCCCCUGAGCAUACCACCCCCCAGGCCCAGACCUGCUCCCCAGCUCACACCCUUGAGCAUAACCUGCCUCAGGCCCAGAUCCAUUCCCUAGCCCAAGCCCCAGAGUACAAACCCCUCCAGGCCCAUACCUGCUCUGCAGCCCUCACCCCUGAGCGCAUCACCCCCCAAGCCCAGACCUGCUCCCCAGCCCAUGCCACCGAGCACACCCCUGUCCUGGUCCAUGGCCCCAAGCCCACCUCAGUCCAGGCCCAUACCUACUCCCCAGGCUUCACCCCUGACCACACUCAGCACACCCCUGCCCAGGCCCAUGGCCCUGUGCACACCUCAGCCGGUCCCCUGGGUCACACCCCUGAGCACGUAAUAGCCCAUGCCCCAGCCUGCACUCUGGCCCAUGCUCAUCUAACUUAUACCCAUGUCCCUCACCCCCUGGUCCCUGCUCCCACCUCUGCCCCAGCGCCUCCCCUAACUUCUACCCCUGCCACUAUUCCUGCCCCAGCCCCUCCCCCAGCCCCUGUCCCAAUCUCUAGCCCAACCCCCGACCCAGCUCUGGUCAUGACCCUGACUACCCCUCCUGUCCCCACUCCUGUCUCUGUCACCACCCGUACCCCCAUCCUAACUCCUAUUCCCUCUACCCUGACUGCCUUCGGCCAAGGCCUCUCCACAGGCCACGUAGUCUACGAUGCCCGCAGGGUGAAACAGAAUGUGUGCCAUGUGUGUCCCCCCCUAAAGUUUGGAUAUUCCAGAAGGGACGUGGGCACCCUCCCCAGGCCCCAAGAGGGGCAGGGUCUGGGCAACUCUGCUACAGCUGAGCCAACAUCGAAGCAAUACAGUGGGGACUGUGUCAAACCACCCCCCACAGGCUCCGUGCUGGGCUACCUGGAGUUGGGGAAUGUGGAAUGGAAGAUCUCAAAUGAUGCCAAAGACAAGUUCUUACAGCCCAAGACCUUCCCUUAUUUCAGCUUCCAUCCCUGCAGUUCUGAGAGGAGAAACACAGACUCUCAGACUCCGGUCGACCCUAAAUUCCUGGUCUACUCCAAGGAUGCCACACCUUCUCAACCUUGCUUUCAUUCUCCAACCAGUGCCCAGAGCUCACUGAGGACCAUCCCUCCCCCAUGCACUCUUUCUCUGCCUCUUAUGUCUCCCAGAUCCUUUGUCCCUCAUCAACCCUCCAACCACCAGAAGCCCUCCACCUCAAUGCAACCCCCCACCUUUCCCCCAACCUCCAAGUCUUCUCACUCCACCCCCUCUUCCCAGUUCCCCAUCCCUCCACAGUUCUCUAAGACUUUCCAACCCCAACCCCCUGAGCUUCAGGAGAGUCUAGGCCUCAACCAAGAUUCUGGCCUCCAAAGGACUCCAAGCCCUUCAAAGGACUUGAGAGUUCCCAGGAACCCAGGCCUUACCCAAAAUCCAGGCCUCUGUAAGAACCCAGGCCUCGUUCAAGAUCGAGGCCUAAAGAAACCCCCAGGCCUUAUUCAAGACCCUUAUCUCUGCAAGAGUCCAAGCCCUUCCCAAGAUGCUGGACCUCACAAGAAUCUGGUCAUUACCCAAGAUUCUGGCCCCCAAAAGAGCCUAGGUCCUACUCAAAAUGCAGGUAUCUUUAGAAGCCCAUGUCUCGCCCAGCCUUGUGGCCUCCACAAGAACAUACCAUUUCUCCAAACUUCUGACGUUCAGAGGAGCUCAGGCUUUAUGCAAAACUCUGGAGCCUACAGGAAUCUAGAACAAAACCAAGAGACUAUACAUUGUAAAAGUCAAGAUCUCUCCCAAACUACUGGCCUCCAUAAUAGCCCAGGCCCUUCUCAAGAUUCUGGAAUUUACAAGAGUACAGGCAAUGCUCAUGAGGUGGGAGUCUCUAGGAGUCUAGGCCUUCCUCAAGAUUCUUGCCCACAGAAGAGCCUAUACCAAGACUCUGGAGUCAACAAGAGCCCAGGCUUGAUCCAAACCUCUGGUCUCCAUAAGGGCUCAGGCCUCACCCAAGACUCCGGAGACUACAAGAAUACAGGCCUUACGGAAGAUUCUGGAGUCAACAGGGACUUAGGCCUUACUCAAGAUUCCAGUCUCCAUAAGAAUCCAAGCCUUACACAAGCCACUGGAGUCAAAAGAGGUGGCUGUACACAAGACGAUGGAAUUUACGGGAGCCCGGAAUAUAUCCAAGACCCUAACUUCCACGAGUGCCCAGGAAUUAAUCAAGAUCCUGGCCCCAAUAAGGGCCCAGCCCUUACCCAAGACCAUGGCCUCCCCAAGACUCAAAGCCUCAUUGGGGAAUCCAGCCUCCACAAGGAUUCAUCCCUUAUCUCAAAUCCCAACCACCACAAGAACCCAGGCCUUGCUCUAAGUACCGACUCAGUCCAAGUCUUGGGCCUGCCUCAGACCCUAAAGUCAUCACUGUGCCUGAUGAAGUCAUGUGUAUCUGAGGAGGCUCCUCGGAAGGAAGAUGUGCAACAGCAACUACCAUGGACUUCUGUCCCACUUAGUCAGAACUCCAGCUCCUCCAAGCCCCAGGUGAUGAUCUGCAAUGACCUGCAAACCUUCUCAGAGGUCCCUUUGCUAAUUGAGCUGCAGCCAUCCCCCCGGCGAGCAGGCAGCCGCGACUGGGUGUACCGUCCCGUGGAUACAGUGCCUUCAGCCUACCAGAGCUAUCGCCAGAUGUCUAUGCCUCCCAAAAUCAACUGGAAGCCCUACUGCCCUGGGUCGGGCACCCGGGUAGGGCAUGUGGUCUUUGAUGCCCGCCAGAGACAGUUUGGGGUGGGCAGGGACAAGUGUGAAGCUCUGUCUCCCAGGCGCAGUCGCCAAGAGGCAUCCAGCAACCCCUGGAGGCCAAAAAGGAGUGGGGAUAUCAGUGUGUGAUGGGGACUUUGGAAAAAGAGGGGACAAAGGUGCAUCAGGAAUAAAGAGGCAAGAGAAGUGUCCUGUGGUUGUUUGGGAACAUCUACCCCGGCCCUGUUCCUGAUGCUGGCCACCCACAGGGCCUGAUGAGGACUGGUACUAUAUCCCUGCCCUUGUUUCUCUUGCAUUCCUGCAUGACAAAACCCCUGAUCCCCAGGCCUAGAGCUGCAUUGUCCAAUA